Molecule: messenger RNA, 696 nt
Organism: Chaetomium strumarium
Lineage: Eukaryota; Fungi; Ascomycota; Sordariomycetes; Sordariales; Chaetomiaceae
Product: peptidyl-prolyl cis-trans isomerase-like protein
Exons: 5
Coding region: 1-696 (231 amino acids)
Biological process (GO): protein folding; protein peptidyl-prolyl isomerization
Molecular function (GO): peptidyl-prolyl cis-trans isomerase activity
Source: RefSeq, a predicted model, not a curated record
AUGUUUCGACCCCUCCUACCCCGCCAUUGCUCUCUAUCCUCCUCCCUUCUACGCAAUCUUCCUACCACUCCAUUCACUUUGUCCUGCUCGCCAUCUCUUCAACCGACCAUCAGAUUCUCAGUCAGAGCUUUCUCUGCAUCUUCCGUCAGAAUGUCCGGCAACGUCUUCCUUGAGGUCGAGUGGAAGGGCCCUGUUCUCGAUGAGAACAGCCGGAAGACCGGGGAGAUCAGAGAGCAGAAGGGCCGCAUCAACCUCGAGCUCUUCGACGAUGUCGUUCCCCGGACCGCCCGCAACUUCCGUGAGCUGUGCACCGGCCAGAAUGGCUUCGGCUACAAGGGGUCUACCUUCCACCGCAUCAUUGAGAACUUCAUGAUCCAGGGCGGCGACUUCACUCGCGGCAAUGGCACGGGCGGCAAGUCCAUCUACGGCGAGAGGUUCCCCGAUGAGAACUUCAAGCUGAAGCACGACCAGCCUGGCCUUCUCUCCAUGGCCAACGCCGGCCCCAACACCAAUGGUUCCCAGUUCUUCAUUACCACCGUUGUGACCUCCUGGCUCGAUGGUCGCCACGUCGUUUUCGGCAAGGUCGCGGAUGACGACUCCAUGAAGAUCGUCAAGGCUCUGGAGGCUACUGCUGACGCCGAGAGGGAGUCAACGAAGCCUGUCAUCGUUGACUGCGGUCUGGCCGACCAGGCCUAA